GAUGCACUGACAUAUGAUGAUGUCCACAUUAACUUCACUCCAGAAGAAUGGGCUUUGCUGGAUCCUUCCCAGAAGACUCUCUACACAGAUGUGAUGCUGGAGACCUACAGGAACCUCACUGCUAUAGGCAUAAAGGAAGUGUUGCCAGAGAGAAACCCUAUGAAUAUAUUCAAUGUGAUAAAGCCUCUACAGUUCACAGUGAUCUUCAAAGGCCUGAAAGUAUUCAUUCUGGAGAGAAACACUAUGAAUGUAAUGAAUGUGGUAAAGCCUUUUUACAACCCUGGAAUCUCCGAAAGCAUAAAAGAACACAUUCUGGAGAGAAACCCUAUGAAUGUAAUCAAUGUGGUAAAGCCUUUUCACAACACAGUCAUCUCCAAAACCAUAAAAGGACACAUUCUGGAGAGAAACCCUAUGAAUGUA
Molecule: messenger RNA, 420 nt
Organism: Grammomys surdaster
Lineage: Eukaryota; Metazoa; Chordata; Mammalia; Rodentia; Muridae
Product: zinc finger protein 844-like
Exons: 3
Biological process (GO): regulation of DNA-templated transcription
Source: RefSeq, a predicted model, not a curated record